AUGGCAAAGAACUCUAACAGUAUCGAGAAGCUAGCGGAAGCUCCUUUACAAUUCGUUAGGGAGGGUUCUGCAUUCAUUUCCAAGUGUAACAAACCUAACCAAAAAGAGUUUAUGCAAAUCGUCAGAGCUGUUGGUAUUGGCUUUCUAGGUGUUGGUGUCAUUGGGUAUGCCAUUAAGUUAAUCCAUAUUCCAAUUAGGUACUUAAUUGUAUGA
Eremothecium sinecaudum is the source of this 213-nucleotide messenger RNA. RefSeq names its product translocon subunit SSS1 (gene SSS1). Lineage: Eukaryota; Fungi; Ascomycota; Saccharomycetes; Saccharomycetales; Saccharomycetaceae. The transcript has a single exon. The record is from RefSeq and is a predicted model, not a curated record. Gene Ontology annotation, cellular component: membrane; Ssh1 translocon complex. Bases 1 to 213 code for a protein of 70 amino acids. Gene Ontology annotation, molecular function: transmembrane protein transporter activity. Gene Ontology annotation, biological process: post-translational protein targeting to membrane, translocation; protein targeting.